Rangifer tarandus platyrhynchus (Svalbard reindeer) is the source of this 1305-nucleotide messenger RNA. The record is from the annotation of a GenBank genome assembly. Lineage: Eukaryota; Metazoa; Chordata; Mammalia; Artiodactyla; Cervidae.
AUGGUACCGCCCUGGCUCGGCUCCCCCAAGGCCCAGGCCCCUGCCCUUAGGGCCCCCGGACGGGGCGGGGCACGCUGGGGACGGGCAGAGGGCGGUGGUGGCGCCUUCCUGCCGAGCCCGAGACCGCCCCCGCCACCCUUCUGCAGCCCUCGUAGGUCCCACUUUCCCCUGGGCAGUUUUCGUCCAGCCUCGGUAGUCCCGUCCCGUCUGUGCGGCCCCCACCGUGGUCUUCAGGUCAUCCCGAUCGGCAGCGUUAAAUCGCUGCCCUCAGCGCCCCACACACGCCCAUCCGCCUACACCCUCGGUUCUCUCCCCGCGUCUGCUCACCCUUCCCCUCCCAAGCCCGCCGAAGCCCCGGCCCGCCUUCCGCGCAGACUGUCCAUCCCCAGGAUCCCCCUCCCUGUGUGUGGCCCUUCCUCCCAGCGGCCUCCCCUUCGCGGCUUCCCCUCCCCUUCGUGGCCAGCGUGGUGGAGCACUCCCGGCCCACCCCCCCUUUCUCCGUACCCCGCGCUCCCUUCUUAUGUUGUCCCUUCACGUCCCUCGCUAAGUCCCUCCCAGCCCAGCCCCCCCCACCACCCGUACACACGUACCCCUCCCUCCGAGGCGUCCCCCGGCGCCCCUCCCCUACCCCCGCUUGUCUACGCCCCUCCCACCCACCCCGUCCUUUUGUCUCCUCUUUGGUCUCUAAGUCCCCCGCCCCUCCCUCACUCCCGCCCUCGCUCCCCGCGAGCACGCUCUUAUCUUCCCCGGGUCCCGGCGUCCCGCCCCCUGGCCGCGCCCCGCCGGCCCCCUCCCUCCCGCGGCCCCAUCUCCGCCCUCGGCGCUCCGCCCUCCCCCCCGCGGCUCCGGGCCCGCCAGCCCGGCCGACCUCCCGGGUUCCCGGCUCGCUCCUCCCGCCGCCGCCACCGCCACGGUUGCCGCGGCUCCCCGACCCACCCUUCCCGGGCCGGCGGCUCGCGCUCCAGCGCAGUUCCCCCCCCCCCCCCGCCCCCCCGCACACACACACACACACACUCCCUCCGCCCCACCUCGUCCGGGCGGCUCUGCGGUGGCCCGGCCCCGAGAGGCGCGCAGGCUGCCCUCGGGGGAGCCUCGGCGUCCCGCGGCCACGGGCACCUCGCGGGCGGGCGCACCGCUCGGGAGCGCGAACCCAAGCCAGGUCGCUCCCUCACCCACCCAGCCCGGCCCCCGGCGGCCGCCCGGGACGCAGGCGCCCGUCGGAAGUGUUUGAGGGACCCGGUGGGCCGCGGCGUCUCCAGCAACCGGGGCCUGGCCAGUGCGCCGCAGGGACACGCUGCGACCUGA